This is a messenger RNA of Aphidius gifuensis, 1786 nucleotides long. RefSeq names its product cytochrome P450 6k1-like. The transcript is spliced from 7 exons. Gene Ontology annotation, molecular function: monooxygenase activity; iron ion binding; heme binding. NCBI's taxonomy places the organism in Eukaryota, Metazoa, Arthropoda, Insecta, Hymenoptera, Braconidae. The record is from RefSeq and is a predicted model, not a curated record. The coding region runs from base 139 to 1644 and encodes 501 amino acids.
CAUGGUGAAUAGGUCAGAUCCCUUAUGACAAGAUGAAUGUGACGUUGCAAAUUUGCAAUUGAUAAUCUCUGAUACUGAUAAACCAAGCUAUCAAAAUGCAAAAUAUUUUAUCAGUUGACAAAAGAACAUCGUAGAAGAAUGAUCAUUGAAUUGUCAUUGUUGUUUUUAUCAAUAAUAAGUAUAUUUUUAAUAUGGGCAAAAUGGAAACUAACAUAUUGGCAAAGACUUGGUGUAAAAACACUACCAACAAAUAUAUUAUUUGGUAAUUUUAAAGAUAAUAUUUAUCAACGUAUAUCACCAGGAUGGUUAAUUGGUCGUUUACAUCUUCAAGCUGAUGAAAAAUUACCAUUUAUUGGAAUAUAUAUAUUUCAUCAACCAUCAUUAUUAAUACGUGAUCCAUUAUUAAUGAAAAAAAUAUUUGUCAAAGAUUUUGAUGUAUUUCCAAAUCAUAAAUUUGCUGUUAAAAAUCCAGAUGAUCCAAUUGGUACAAGAAAUAUAUUUUCAAUUGAUAAUCCAGAAUGGAAACAUUUAAGAACAAAAUUAUCACCAGCAUUUAGUAGUGGUAAAAUUAAACAAUUAUUUGAUCUUAUGGUUGAAUCAUCUGAAACAUUAAAUAAUUUUUUAUAUGAUAAAUUUAAUAAUAAUUUAAAUAAUGAUAAAAUAACAAUUGAUUUAAAACUUGCAUCACAAAAAUAUACAACUGAUGUUAUAUCAUCAUUGGCAUUUGGUGUUAGAACAAAUUCAUUUGAUGAUUCAACAGCUGAAUUUUGGAGACGAAGUAUUUAUCCAACAACAAUGACACUCAAACAAAUAAUUCGUUUAUUUUGUAUAUUUUUUUUUCCAAAAUUAAAUAAUUUACUUGUACCUGGAACAUUGCUGGAUCAUCAUACUGAUUAUUUUCGUGAUAUUUUUUGGCGUUCAAUGGAUAUGAGAGAAAAAUCAAAUAUCGAAAGAGGCGAUGUUAUGGAUACAUUAUUAAAAUUAAAAAAUGAUAAAAAAGAUUCAACAUUUACUUUUACUAGAGAUGAGCUUGUUGCACAGUCAGUUGUAUUUUUAUUAGCUGGUCAAGAAACAAGUUCAACGACAAUUGCAUUUGGAUUAUAUGAGUUGGCAAAACAACCAGAACUUCAAGAUCGUGUUAGAAAUGAAAUUCGUGAAAAAAUUAAUAAUAAAGGAUUUACAUAUGAAGCUGUUCAAGAUAUGAAAUAUUUGAUGCAAGUUAUUAAUGAGACAUUGAGAAUGUAUCCGCCAGCUCCACUUUUAGAUCGUGUUGCUGAAAAAAAUUACACGAUACCAGAUACAGACGUGGUCAUUGAAAAAGGCACAGCGGUGUAUGUAGCUCUACCUGGUAUUCAAAUGGAUCCAAAAUAUUUUCCAAAUCCUGAUAUUUUUGAUCCAGACAGAUUCAGCGAUGAACGAAAACAUGAAAUUCAACCCUGCACAUUUAUGCCGUUUGGCGAGGGUCCACGUACUUGUAUUGGAAUGCGAGUGGGUAUGUUACAAACAGCUGUUGGUUUUAUACAAAUUUUAAAAAAUUAUGAAGUUUCGAUUAAUCCAGCUUAUAAAACUGAAAUUCAUCCUGGAAAUAUAUUUCUUGGUUUUAAAGAUGGUUGUAAUCUUUAUGUUAAAAAAUAUCAAUCUUGAAGUAAUUAUUGUUUUUAAAUUGUAUUCUUGUUUGUGUAUCUUAUAAACAUUUGUUUUUUUUUUUGGACAGAGUUGAUAAUUAUAGCGGAUAUAUUGCUUAAAUAUUUAUACAACAGAAUAAAAAUGAGAUCAAAUUAGUUAA